AUGAGCUUCUUUGUCCGGCCUUGGGUCAAAAGGGACGCUCUGGAUGUGGUGCGGCUGGUUAGGGAACUGGCGGCAUCUCACAACGCCCUCCACCAGGUGAAAACCUCUCCAGAAGCGCUCCGCAAAGAGGGGUUUGAAAAGGACGCCAUCUUUGGGUACCUGGUGGCCGAGGUGCCCCCCGCGCAGAAAAGCAAAGACGGACACACAAUUGUCGGCUAUCAGUUCCACUACUUGAGCUACUGCACCUGGGACGGUCCGGUUCUCUUCGGCGAAGACCUCUACGUGAUGCCGGAAUUCCGAGGGAGAGGAAUUGGCACUGCCCUGCUGAACCGAGCAUCCAAGAUCGCCCUGGAAAAGGGAUGCUCUCAAUUACGGUUCAUCUCGGUCGAGACGCAUCAAACCAAGACCGGUUUCUAUCACAAGAAAGGAGCCGUGAACGUCACUGACCGUGAUACUUGGCACGUCUUCCGGAUCGACGGGGACCCCCUUGCGAAGCUGGUGGGGGAAGCUGCAGCCAAGCCGAACCCCUCGCAGCUUUAG
Protobothrops mucrosquamatus (brown spotted pit viper) is the source of this 540-nucleotide messenger RNA. RefSeq names its product diamine acetyltransferase 2-like. The record is from RefSeq and is a predicted model, not a curated record. Gene Ontology annotation, molecular function: N-acetyltransferase activity. Lineage: Eukaryota; Metazoa; Chordata; Lepidosauria; Squamata; Viperidae. The coding region runs from base 1 to 540 and encodes 179 amino acids. The transcript is spliced from 6 exons.